GAGCGCGGCGCCGCGGUCGGGGGCGGUGCUGGGGAAAGGGCCGCGUCCCUUGGCCGCGUUAUUCCCGCCUUCUCCUCCUCCUCCGCCGCCGCCGCCGCCCGGCCGCGGGGCGGGGCUCCUGGGGUUAGCUGCCGCUCGGCCCGUGGCGCAGCGCCGGGCCGGGCAGGGCAGCGGGUCCUCGGCCAGGGCGGCCGGCGGUUCAUCUGAAACUGGAUGAAAGAAGAGAAUGGAUAUGGGUAACCAACACCCAUCCAUAAAACGGUUGCAUGAAAUACAGAAGGAGGUCAAAGAGAUUGAACAGCAAGUGGCAGUGUUCAGUGGUCUGUCUACUGAUCGAGAUUACAAGAAAUUAGAAAGGAGCCUUACUAAACAGCUUUUUGAAAUAGAUUCUGUAGACACCGAAGGAAAGGGGGAUAUUCAGCAAGCCAGAAAGCGAGCUGCUCAGGAAACAGAGAGGCUGCUUAAGGAACUGGAACAAAAUGCAAACCAUCCGCGCAGACUGGAAAUAGAGGCUAUAUUCAAGGAGGCACAGUCACUUGUGGAACGUGAGAUUACACCUUUUUACAAAGGAGGUAACUGUAUAAGUGACGAAUUUGAAGAAGGUAUUCAGGACAUUGUAUUGAGGCUUACCCAGGUGAAAACUGGAGGGAAAGUUUCUCUACGCAAAGCAAGAUAUCGCACUCUGACAAAAGUAUGUGCUGUUCAGGAGAUUAUAGAAAGCUGUGUAAAGCAACAGCUGUCCCUGCCACUCUCUAAUGAUGCGCAUCCUUCUGUCUCCAAAAUUAACUCUGUAAUGUGUGAUGUGAACAAAGCAAGAGGAACUCUUAUUGCGCUUCUAAUGGGAGUGAGUAGUAAUGAUACCUGCAGGCAUCUCUCCUGUGUGCUUACAGGCCUCAUUGCUGAUUUGGAUGCUUUAGAUGUCUGUGGUCGCACGGAAAUAAGAAAUUACAGAAAGGAAGUAGUGGAAGAGAUCAAUAAAUUGCAGAAAUACCUGGACUUGGAAGAAGAAGCAAAUUCUACUCACGCUUACGAUUUGGCACAAAAUCAGUCCAUUCUAAAAAUAGAAGAGAUCCGCAAGAAAAUGAAGGAAGUUAAUUCUUUACUUUUAAAAACAGAGAAUGCUUCUGAUUUGUAUUUGGGAUCCAAAGCAGAAUUGCAGGGAUUAAUUGCCCACUUAGAUGAGGUGAGUCCAGGAAAAAACCCCUGUAUUAGAGAAGCCAGGAGAAGAGCAGUAAUAGAGGUUCAAACUCUUAUAACGUAUAUUGAUUUGAAGGAAGCGCUUGAAAAAAGGCAAAUGUAUCCUGAGCAAACUGCUGCCGAACAUCAGUCUCAUAAAGCGGUUUGGACUGUUCUUGGAAACUUGUCUCAAAUUCAGCAGGAGGUGAUUUCAUUUGAUGGAAACAGAACAGAUAAAAAUUACAUGAGAUUGGAAGAACUUCUUACAAAACAACUUCUAGCACUUGAUGCUGUUGAUCCACAAGGCGACGAGCGGUGUAAGGCUGCCAGAAAGCAAGCAGUAAAGCUUGCACAGAAUAUUCUUUACUAUCUGGACAUGAAAACAGAUGAAUGGGAGUACUGAAACAGCCAUGGCCUAACACAGAAGAACGUUUUUUCCUUUGGCACUUUAUGCAGACCAUUGCCAGCACGUAAUAAAAGUGGUGUGUUCUGUGCUUGCUUAAAUCACGGAGAUUGCAUAAGCAGUUGACUUGGCUAUAUGUCUGCUAUCCCACGCAGUCACCCACUUGCCAUGGCAACUGUCAGUAUACCAUCAGCAACUCUGGUCAUUGCUAUAAGCAAGGAAGUGUGAUUUCCUGAAGGAAUAGCUUAACACUUGAUCAAAUGGCUUCUUUCCUUUUCCUGUUUUGUUUUAAUAACCUUGUACAGUGUUCAGUGAAUGCAGAUUUUUCAAAGAUGCAGAAACUUCCUUAUGGUACAGUACUGGCAAAACUAUUUAAAGAAGACCGGACCUGAAAAUUAGUAUUCAAGCAUGAGGCUCCAUCCAGCAACUUCACAGCAGCCCGGGUAUACACUUAAUGUGUUGUUACAACAGAAGGUGUUAAGUGCAAAAAACCUGUUGGCUUUUGGGUUGUAUUUGAUUUAUUCCAUCCAUCACACCUUUCUGGGUAUUUAGAUUUCUCACUUAAUGGAGCUAUAAUGCCAACUGCAAAUUAGCAUUUAUGCAGGUAAAGCCAAUUAUGUCUAUUUUCUGUAAUACCUGAACCCUCUGGUUUGCAAAAACAGGUCUUCUGUUGGUGGAAACUAUUUCAAAUUGUUGCUUUUACUGAGACUCAGAGAGGAAAAUUUGUACAUAUAUACUGACCAGAUAAAUGGGAUUUUGAGAAUUUCACACUGCCAUCCAUAAACCCCUGAAAACUGCACUGAACUUUAUUUAGUGGCUGCUUAUGUGUCUUUUUAACCUCUGCUGUUAGAUCUGGUUUUGACUUGUCUUUUCACAUUUGGUGAAAACAGAAACAGAAUUCACUUUGACGUGAACAAGCAUUUUGGAAUUAUUUUUGUAAAAUUAGGUAGUUAGCUAUAAAGAUGUCCCUAAUGAUGUAAAUGUUAUAUAUUUCAUACUGGUCAGGUGUGGCUUCAAGCAUGUCUUGGAAAAGACUUGUGGCAAAUGUCUCUCCUUGCAACUCAUCACCUAACUGUUUUAGUAACUUCGUAAAUAAGCUUGCUUGUACUGUUGUAUGCACCUACCUUUUUAUUUGUGGCUGCUAGUGCCAAUCACAUUUCUACUAUAGCAUGGGUUUUGGCAUUUUUUUGAGAGCAUGGCAUUAAACCGAAUUAAUUGUAAAGAUAUAUUUAAUUAUGGAUACUUUGCACUUCGCUCUUUCAUGUUGAAUUAAUGAAUUAUUGUUCUGUAGAUGAUGAUUUGCACCACUUCAAGGAGUAAAAACCAUUUCGGAUGUUAAAAUAAAUAUUUUUAGAUCUAUUUUUGUCUGAUUAGAAAAGACAAUACUGUCUGUGAGAGACAAGUGCCUUUAUGACACCACUAACUUGCACCGUCAUAUGUAGAUACAGGAACUGUUUACUGGCAGCUUGAUACGCUUAUAGUCUUUGCAAACUGGAUUUCUCACAUAGAUAUAAUUCUACUAUAAUAUAUGUCAAGUUAACAUAAUACAAUAGGUGACAGUUGUUCUACAGAGUCCUGAGAAUGAGUAUCAAAUUUGGGAAAUACAGAUUCUGCUUAAAAAUGAAUGCAUUGAUGUGGAGAUGGGGGACUUUGGGCAGGUCUUCUGUGCCUAUUGCUACAAGAAGGAGAGAAUAGGUUUGCUCCAUAACAUGCUUUGAGAUGUUGAUGAAAGGCUGUGUAACUUCAGGGUGUGAAUAUGUUUUGUUUGUGAUUGUACAGGUGAUUGCUUUGCAAUUUUACUUGCCAAAAACAAUCUAUUUUUUCAAUUAAGUACAGUGCCUAAGGCACAAUUUGGCAAUGACAGAAUGUUUGUUGGAGGAUUCUCUCUGCUCCUUCCGAGAUAUAACCCUUUUGAAUUUAUCUCUCCUUGCCUCAAAAAAUCAUCUCCUCUAGUUAAACUUCCGAUCUAUAUUUAUAUAUUAUGUGGCUAACACAGAAUUUUAAUAACGUUAUUCACCUGAAUUAUUUUACUCAUUUCAAGCUUUCUACAUGUUUGAACUGCAACUUCUGAUUUGCACUUAAAUUUUUUAGGAAAUACAAGAAUUCAAUAGCGUAAUGAUACUCAUUUUUCUUUAAUAUUACUGUCAGGUCUGCAGUGGUUACCCAUAGAUUGUUAAACAAUUUAGUGUCUGUGUUCUUUGGAGGUUACGUGUAGCUUUAUAAAUGUUUGAACCUGUUACGUAAAAAUGAGUAAGUAUAGUUUUCAGAUCUGUUCUAUUUUAAGUUGGUAUGUCUUUUAGUUUUUCUGAAUGAAUUGUUAUGCCUGUGUCUCUAAGGAGGCAAAUGUGUAAGGUUAGUGUAGUUUUGACUGAGUAGAGUUCAGUAGCAAGAUAUUGUGCGGAUUAAGCUUUUUUCCAUUGCUCUAUAAUCUAAUAAAUUGACUAUUUCAUUUUUAUGGUAAAAUACUCAUCUGAAAUGGGAUUAAUUCACAGUUUUUGCAUGAAUGAAAAUAAUAAACUAAAUCUGCUUAAUCAAAAAAAUAAUGCACAGAUUUCUCAAAAUCUUGCUUUUGUGCUAAAGAAUGUAAUUUUUCUGAUUUUUAUAUCCAAAGAUUGAGGGACACACAACUUUUCUUUCCAAUACGGUAGGCUAAAAUAAUCAAAAUGUAAAUGGACCAAAUUUCAAAAGCCUGCAUUUUACUACUAUACUGAAAUAUAGUAACUUUUCUGUGUGCUGUGUAAUCUAUCUUAGAGCAAAAUAAAUUAUUGGAUAUUCAGAGGAGAGGUAAUCCUACAUCGUGAUUCCUAUUUGUUAAUUUAUUUCUUUUUAAACUAGUUUUCUUUAGUUAUUUCAGUGUUUAUUUUUGUUGUUUACCACUCAAAGUGGUUUUUCUGUGUUACCAGUUUGGAGAUUUUUGUUAAGUAUGGUUCCUACUUUUUCAAUUUAACAGAAAUUAGUGUAUGUGCUCCUUAUGGUGUAUAUGUCUUGAAUUAAUGCUGGGUAGGAUAUGUCAUUUGUAUAUACAAAUUCAAGAUUAAAUAUUGCAGUGUUACAUUCUUGAUUAUUAAUAAAAAUACAAUACUACCUUUUACUAGGUAUUCAUUUGAAUGUUAUGCCCUGCUGCCUUUCUCUAUUUAUUUUUGAAUGUGAGUUAUCAGAAUGUAAAUGAUUUUUGUCUUAGAAAAAGUGUUUUUAUUAAACAUACAGACAUAAAGCUCUUUUUUUUCCUUCCUUUAAAAGUUGGCUUUUUCACUGCUGUAUUUAUGACAAUAAAGUUCCUUGUGUGGAAACCA
This is a messenger RNA of Grus americana (Whooping crane), 4872 nucleotides long. It is a transcript of the gene BAG5, whose product is annotated as BAG cochaperone 5. The coding region runs from base 227 to 1579 and encodes 450 amino acids. The transcript is spliced from 2 exons. Gene Ontology annotation, cellular component: nucleus; cytosol; membrane. Gene Ontology annotation, biological process: protein stabilization; regulation of inclusion body assembly; negative regulation of protein ubiquitination. NCBI's taxonomy places the organism in Eukaryota, Metazoa, Chordata, Aves, Gruiformes, Gruidae. Gene Ontology annotation, molecular function: protein-folding chaperone binding; adenyl-nucleotide exchange factor activity. The record is from RefSeq and is a predicted model, not a curated record.